CGCCGCUCUCCGGCAGGCGGCGGCGUAUAUUGCCGAGCAACGGAAGCGGAGAAGGCCCGGGCGGCGCGCAGAGCCACGGCUGAACUGCAGCAGCGGCGGGGCAGGGCUGGGCUCCGCUCUCUCUCUCUCACACACACACACACACACACACGUACAGUACACACACCGGCGAGGGGAAAAAAGGGGAUGGCCUAGCUGUGUCUGUGCUGUCAGUGGUCUAUCAACGGUGAGCUACCUGGACCAGAGUAGGUGUGUACCAGAGGCAGCAGCAGGGCGCAGAGAUGAGUGUGACCUCCUGGUUCCUGGUGAGCAGCGGGGGCACUCGCCACCGACUGCCCCGGGAGAUGAUCUUUGUCGGACGGGAUGACUGUGAGCUCAUGCUACAGUCCCGCAGUGUGGAUAAACAGCAUGCAGUCAUUAACUACGAGGCUGGGACGGAUGAACACAAGGUGAAGGACCUGGGCAGCCUGAAUGGGACCUUUGUAAAUGAUGUCCGUAUCCAGGAGCAAAUGUACAUUACCCUGAAGUUGGAGGACAAGCUGAGGUUUGGAUAUGAUACCAACCUGUUCACGGUGGUGAGAGGAGAGCUCACUGUGCCUGAGGAGGCUCUAAAGCAUGAAAAGUUCACGAGCGGACUCCAGCUCAGCAAGAAGUUAUCCAAUGGUGAAACCACUACCAGUACAACCACAAGCAAGUCUCCCACGAAGACCCCAACCAAAACCCAGAAGUCCCCCAGUGGUGGCGCCGCAAGGACAGGGGAGAGCAGAGCAACAGUUGGGGUCACGUCCUCCAAAGAGCCACCAGCUAAACCUGUGGACAGUCACAAAGCAGAGGAGAGGAUAGGAGGGGAUGUCACAGCGCUGCCUCGUGGGACCCCUCUGUACGGCCAGCCAUCUUGGUGGGGGGAUGGGGAUGCAGAUGAUGAAAACUCCUUCAAACAGGACACAAAGUCAUCCACCAAAAAGCAUGACGGCUCCAUUUCAGACGCCAAAGAGGCCCGACGAGGGGAGAAGGCUAAAGAGGACUGUCUUCAUGCCUCCACCGCUCACGAUUCCAGUUACUUUGAGAUCCCUACCAAGGAGGGUCACGUGGCCACUAACGGCAUCCAUGAGAUUCCCACUAAGGACACAGAGGGCAGUAACGUUACAGCUCAAGGUCACGCCUCCUUCACCAUAGAGUUUGACAACACUUCUCCAGGGAAAGUCACCAUUAAAGACCAUGUGUCAAAGUUCACAUCUGACCACCACAGAUCUCGCACCAAGAAGAGUGGCGCAGGAAGUGGAAGUGGAGGAGGGAGGGACUUGAGCACACUUCAAGCGGCUAUGAUGGCAUCAGAGAGCAAGGUGGCUGACUGGCUGGCCCAGAAUGACCCCACUCUGGUGCGCAGCGAGUCAACAGAGGACGACAGCAAGAGCAUCAAGAGCGACGUGCCCGUCCAUCUCAAAAGACUGAAAGGCAGCAAACAUGAGGAUGGCACCCAGAGUGACUCUGAAAAUGGACUGGGCUUGCGUUUUGCCAACCGCCGGCAUGCCCUCGAGGAACGUCUGAAUGCAGCGCGCGGCCACGCAGGAGGAGGAGCAGUGGGAGCAGGCGGUGGGAACAACACAGUGAGCAGCUCCCGGACAACUGGCACCCGCACUGCCUUCAUGAUCGAGUUCUACGACGAAGAAAAUCCUCGCAAACGCCGGUCGUACUCAUUUUCCCAGACUGCACCCCUGCUGGGGGGAGGAGCUGGUGGGGAGGGACUGUGUCCUCAGCCUCCAUCCCACCCCAAGGUGUUCAGCAUUUCCACCUCUGCUACUACAGCCUCAGAUUCAGGUAAAGCCCCAGCUCCAAUACCAGCUACAGUGACUGUAGGGGCUCCUACGGCUGCCCGCGUGUUGCUCAAGCAGAGGUCUGAGGACCCGAGUAUUGGUCGGAGCUCAGCCAGUACUGGGCUGGCGACAGGUAGCCCCACCAGCCCCAGCGAGGACGCCUCGGUCGUGGGGAGAGGAACAGGGAGAGCUGGAGGAGAGGCAGAGGAUGAUCACAGUGAUAAGGGGACCUACACUAUUGAACUGGAGAACAGGAACCCAGAGGAAGAGGAGGCCAGACGCAUGAUAGACAAGGUGUUCGGUGUUCAGCAGAACCAAGACUCCUCUGUUCUGUCAGACCUGAAAGAACCAGGAAAAGGAAAAGAGACAGGACAGACGGAAAAAGAGGCUCUUGCUGGUGAUUCGAGCUGGGUCUCUCAGUGGGCCAGUCUUGCUGCCAAUCACACCAGGACUGACCCAGAGGGAUCGGGAGCAGAGACAGCCACCUACCUGCACAAAGAAAGCGGAGUUGAUGCCUUUGAGUCUGGUGCAUCACUAAGCAGAGGGGAAUCCUCCUCCAGUCUGACCGACCGUAAGCGCAGGACCCUUCCCCAGCUCCCUCUGGAUGACCCCCGGGCUAAAUCCAGCACCAAAGCCCUGAGGUCUGAGAUUGGGGAAAAACAGGACACUGAACCCCAGGAAAAAGAGAACAAGGUAGACUGGGAGUCCCCAACUCCCAUGGAGGACGGUGACAUGGCCAGCAAACGGAGACAAAGCUCCACUUCCUCUCCAUCCAAAGCUCCUCCCCGGACCUCUGGCAGCUCGGAGCGGAGAAAGAGGUCAGAGGAGAGGAAAGGAGGAGGAGGAGCAGGAGAAGGAGGGGAAAAGUCUGGCAAACCUCUAGUGCGCCAGGGCAGCUUCACUAUCGAGAAGCCCAGUGCUAAUGUCCCUUCAGAGCUCAUCCCACGCAUCAACAGAGGCGGCAGUGGGCGCGAACGCAGUGACUCUGUGAGUAGCAUGGAUACUGCUACCCUCCUGAAAGACACUGAAGCUGUCAUGGCAUUCCUGGAGGCCAAACUAAGAGAUGAAAAUAAACUAGACCAGAAGAGUUGUAAAACUGGCAGCACAACUCAGGGUUCAGGUUCUGGCUUCCCCCUACGGACUGACUCCAUUUCUCCUGAGUCAGAUGUGGACACAGCCAGCACAGCUAGUCACGUGGCUGGAGAAGCAGAAAGGAAAACAGCUAGUGGUAGUGUACAAAAACGACGUUCAUUCAGCAGUAUGCACCGGGAGAAGAGCAACAUGAGCACGGCUUCCAAGACCAGUGUCACUAAUGCAAGUGCCCGUGAGCGCUUAGAGAGGAAGACUAAAACAAAAACUGUGGAGGGGACAAGCAGGACUGAUGCACGCCGCUCUGUUCAGCCUUCAUCAGCCUCCUCCAGAGCUCGACAGCCUUCACUGGACCUCACUGAUGAUGAUCUGACUUCUUCCUUCCCCAUCUCUGACAUUCUCUCCUCGGACCAGGAGACCUACUCCGGACCCCUGGGGCACUCUGCUCCUGGACGAGGCUUAGAUGCUGCCCUCCAUUCCAAACAUGAUAGCAGGUCUGCCAAGACCUCCACCAGUGGCUCCUCCAAAACCAGCCGCACUCUCCAGGCAGCCACAGCCUCCUCCCUAAGCAAGCAGGCGUCACUGCCACAGCCACGGCCCACAAGGGCCUCCCUUCUUCGUCGCGCCCGGCUGGGGGACACAUCUGACACAGACUUAGCUGAUGCGGACAGGGUGUCUGUGGCGUCCGAGGUGUCCACCACCAGCUCCACCUCUAAGCCGCCAUCUGGUCGGAAGGGAUUGUCUCGACUGGACAUGCUGGCUCAACCGCGUAGGACCCGUUUGGGCUCCAUCUCAGCCCGCAGUGACUCCGAGUGCACAGUGACCAGGAGCUCCACCUCUUCAGCGCGCCUGUCAGCGGAGACUGCUCUGCGCCUGGGCUUGCGCUCAUCGACGCCCACAGAGAACAGACUGACACCUCGGAUGAGGGCCAACAGCGUGUCCAAACUGAAUGAGUUCAAACCCAAGACCACUACAUCUGGAUACUGCUCGCCGACAGAGAGCUCUCAGCCUGAACCUGAGGGUGGUGAUGCAGAGGAAGAGCUGAUUGUGUCCAGCAGCAGCAGGUGGAGACGUCUGCCACAAGAGUAUGGCUCCACCUCAGAAGAAGAAUUUGGCUCCAACCGGAACUCGCCGAAGCACGGAGGACGCUCCCAUGUGCGGCCUCAUCACCUCGUCCCACACCGCAGCUCAAGGCUCAGCACAACCCCGAGUCCAGGCUCUGCCGCGGCCACAGGUCCAGGUGGAGUGGGGAUCAAACAUCGCAUGAAAGAGCAAGAGGAGUACAUCAGGGACUGGACAGCACACAGCGAGGAGAUAGCCAGGUUAUUCCCCUGUGUGCGCAGGAUCAGCCAGGACCUGGCUAAGGAUUUGGCCAUCUUGGCCCGUGAGAUCCACGACGUGGCCGGCGAGAUCGACUCAGUCAGCUCAUCCGGCACAGCACCCAGCACCACCGUCAGCACUGCCGCCACCACCCCGGGAUCAGCUAUCGACACCCGGGAAGAGGUAGGCCCUGCACGUUCAACGCAGCCGGACAUACAGGAGAGCAUGAGCAAGUUGGUGGAUCGGGUGUUUGAUGAGAGCCUUAACUUCAAGAAGAUCCCGCCUGUGAUAUCAACCAAUAAGGCACCAGAGAUCAAUGGUAAGCCAGUGGAGCUCCGCCCCCAUGCUCCUGACAGCCUGGAACCCCGAGCCCUGAGGAGACGGACCUGGAACCGAGAGGAGGCGGUGUUGGACAGCUUGCUGCUCAAUUCAGUUUCUCAACUGUCCACUAAGAUCAGACACUCUACUGACAAAACUGCAGGAAAAAUCAGGAUUUUGUUUAAGGAUAAGGACAGAAACUGGGAUGAAAUUGAGACAAAACUGCGAUCGGAAAGUGACAUACCCCUCCUGAAAACCUCCAACAAGGAGAUUUCCUCAAUUCUUCUCGAACUGAAGAGAGUUGAGAAGCAGCUUCAAGUGAUCAAUGUCAUGGUUGACCCAGACGGGACUCUGGAUGCCCUGGCCAGCCUCGGCCUAACCAGCCCCACCACCCCUACCAAGCCCCAAACGGCCAAAACAACUCCCCCCUCUGCCACCAAACCUGGGUCCGCGACCCCAGCCAAAGAAUCGCUGCCGGAGACCCUUCCCGGGCCUGGAGGAUCAACAGCAUCCGCCAGGGUCCAGGCUCCAUCUGCCAGCACAGAGGAAACUGCACGAGAGCGCAGUGUGGGUCUGGGGUUAUCAGGAGUCGCAGGACUGCACUUCAACCGUAUGCGGCCGAGCGGAGAGGAGGCCAUCGCACAGAAGUGAGCAUGAAGUGUUUUUUUUCUGACAGAACAGUCACCAAUCUGUUGACUGUUUUGCAACAAGUGACCAGAAAUGUGCUUCAACUUUAGACUCCACAAACCCCAACUGUUGCAUCCCAUGAAUGGAUAUUGACCCAUGUCUGAUUUGGAUAUAUUUCAUAUUACCUUUUCAACCUUGAACUCGUCAUUCUUACCGGACAACCCGACCAUCAGACGGACUAAAUGCUACCUGGCUGCUCUCAGUGGACAGACCUCUGUGGCAAUACCGUCUCCACUCUCCCACCAGUCUCCUCUUGCCUUCUCCAUGUGUCAGGACCAUACCUACACUAGGGGCAUGCCUUAAAACACAUCCUUCAUAGUACCAGUGUAACCCCUCAAAUAAUAUACGAGACAACUUUUUCGACUUUAACACAGUAAUUUCAGGCAAACAGAAUGCAUUGUAAACACUCGCAAAAUGUUCUAUUUACACUAUCAUGAAAUGCAACCCUGCAAUAAUUUAUUAGCCCUUAUUCAGUACAAAGAAUAUUUCUGCAGUCUUAAGUAGCCACAUAGUUGUAAACAGUCAGGAUUUAUACCUGAAACAGCUGACAAAUAAAGUAGAAUUGCAAAGUUUUAUAUAUUUCAUAACUCUGUCCGUCCAUUGAACUACCAUCAACCAGGAUUUGUAGUGCCUCCCCAUCGCUGUGCUCACCUAUCUUUACUAUCAUCUUUUACACUUUCCUUCCCCUCCUUCCCUUUUUGGAAGGAUUAGUUACAUGUUGCUGACAGCCUUUCAUCUGCCAGUUAGUGUCUGCGUUGAUCUUGCCUAUAUUAAAUGAUAAAUCAAUUAUCAUUUUCAGUCGAAAUAAUGACUUACCAACGUUACCAUUUUCUUGAUAUUAUCAUUCCCAAACAUAAGAGUCAUCGUAGUGCAACAGCUGAUAUGUCAAUAUUUAAUGUUUUAGAUCGGAGUUACCUUCCUACAGAAUCAAAAAGCUAAUUUAUUGAAAUACUAGUUUAAUCAUUGCUGCCAUAUCUGCUGUCGACUCAUGUGACAUGGCCUGUCAGAAUCAGUGCUCUUAUCCUUUUUCUAAAGCAAGUCCACUCAAGUGUCCUAUGAUUUCCAAUUGGCUUUUUUGUACCUUUUACAGUCACAGGUGAUGGAACCUCUUCUUAAACUAGCACGGACGAGCAGUUUAAAACUAAAUAUGUUGUGAUAUUCAGAAACUGGUAUUGUAUUGUAGAUACAUGCCUUUACAUGUCAGACCUUUACUUUUUUAUGAUUCAAGUGACCUCACAAUAACUCCCAUCUUCUUUAACUAUCACUAAACAGUUUGAGCUCAUGUACACACAAAACCUGAACAUUUGGAAAAGCUAUCUUAGUUAAUGUCUCGUCACAAAGAAAAUGGUCAACUUUAAUAAAGGCCUUUUGUGGUUAGAAAUGUAUCUUUGAGGAAUGUCAGUGAGUAUACAUAAUGACAUCUUUGAAAAUAAGAUCCCCACCUAUUGUAUGAAAUUGGCUCCUAACACAGCUCCAUGCCAGUGUAUAUACAGAAGGUGCAUUGUUCUGUUUCCACCAAUUGGGAAAGAUUUGCAGACAGACAGUAGAGUUAAUCUCUUUCUCAUUGACUUUGCUGAUUUUGCAGUCAACUCCAUUGGGACAAACCAUUUUCUUAAUCUCUGUUCAGCAUAUAGUCUUUCUUCUAGAGUAAGACGACUUCAAUGCAGUGUAUUAGUACUUAGAUAUUAUCACAAUAGUGAAUUUAGGUACCAAAAUACUUUCAUUUCCUUAUCUCUAUACUGUACUGCACAGUGUCUUUCAUUGCCUAAAAGUGCCCAUUUUGACUAUAGAGGGGCAUUAAUUAAAAAGAACUUAAAAGAUGUAGCUGUCUAAAAUACUACCUUAUUUUGCACAUCAGAUUGUGGAUUUUUUUUCCAUGCAAAAGUAAUGAAAGGUGCUUUAGAUGUCAGAUGGUUUGACAAAGAAUAUCACCAUGUCUGAUAUCAGAAGUGACUGCCUUGCCUCUCCGGAGCUGUUCUGUCUGUACAAACGAAGCCUCCAAUUCUGUCACGUUUUUUUUUUCUUCCCAUUUUAUAAAAAAGAAAAAGAAAAAAUUAAUUAGGGGACUGUGAAUGCUUGGUACAUCUUUGUUAAAUUCUACAUGUCAUCUGAUCAGUGUUGUUUUUUUCCUCAUCAUUUUUGUAAAGACACCAUUUUAUUUAUUUUGUUUUAAUAUUUUGUGGAUGUUUCAUGUAUUUUAUAUUUGUUCAACUAUCUGCAUUGUUUCUUACUGUUAAUAAAAAUGGAGCCAUUCA
Scophthalmus maximus (turbot) is the source of this 7483-nucleotide messenger RNA. RefSeq names its product centrosomal protein 170Aa (gene cep170aa). Gene Ontology annotation, molecular function: protein binding. The transcript has 23 exons. The coding region runs from base 282 to 5192 and encodes 1636 amino acids. NCBI's taxonomy places the organism in Eukaryota, Metazoa, Chordata, Actinopteri, Pleuronectiformes, Scophthalmidae. Gene Ontology annotation, cellular component: centriole. The record is from RefSeq and is a predicted model, not a curated record.